Messenger RNA from Gossypium arboreum, 1823 nucleotides. RefSeq names its product UPF0481 protein At3g47200-like. The transcript has 3 exons. Lineage: Eukaryota; Viridiplantae; Streptophyta; Magnoliopsida; Malvales; Malvaceae. The record is from RefSeq and is a predicted model, not a curated record. The coding region runs from base 214 to 1734 and encodes 506 amino acids.
CCUACUAGAGAAAAACGAAAAGUAAGAUCAAAUACCAUACUUGGUAACUUGGCAAAGUACAAUUAUCAUUAUUAUUAUAAAUAUAUACUAUAGUAAGAUCAAAUACCAAACUUAGUAACUUGGGUAAGUGCAAUUAUCAUUAGUAUUAUAAAAAUAUAUAUUAUACUUAAAAGACAUCACCUUCUUAAUUACUUACAACCGCUCAGCCUGAAAAUGUCGUCCACGGAGGAAGGAUGCGGCGCCGUCGGAGCUCCCGGCGGAGCAGUUUCCACUGAUCAAACAAUCACCAAAAACACCACCACCAACAAUCCCCAAGAGAUGAUCAUUCCAAUGCCGGGUACGGAGCUCACUCUCAGCAAUGGUGAAUUAGAGUAUUUCCGGUCAUUAGACGAAGCUUUCGACAGCAACCAACUCGACCUCAAAGCCAAACCAUUGAUGCGAAGAGUCCCAUCAACCCUUGGCCGUCACGAAGAUUUCAGGAAGUAUUUCAAGCCGAAAGUGAUCUCAAUCGGCCCACUCCACCACGCUGAUAGCACACUCCAUGAAUCCAAGAAGCUCAAGUGCAAAUUAACAAGACUUUUCGUCGAAAACAUUGGCGUCGAUAGGGGAACCUUGUACAACAACAUUAAGACAGAGAUCGAUGGCUUGAAGAGAUGCUAUGAUCCAAAGGAAUUAGAUAAGUAUACCAACAAUAACGAGAAUCUGGCUUGGAUGUUCUUCGUUGACGGCUGCACAAUUUUACAAGCAGUUUAUAUGCGUUACGGUAAUGAUGAUGUUGAUGGCCAAGAUUAUGAUCGUAUGUCGAACGAAUUGUCUAUUAAAAACGAAUUGCUGACAUUUGAGUACUCGGAUCUGUUCUUGUUGGAAAACCAAUUACCUUUUCGUGUUCUUGAAUUGCUUACAAGCUCGAACGAUGACAAAAAGUUCAUGGAGGCAACCGUAAGGUUCACCGACAACACUGUUAAAAAGCCAGAAUCACAUCAGCAGGACAGCUCAAGCAAAAAUGGCAAAAAGUUCAUGAUAGCGAUCAAAAGGUUCAUCGACGACACUGUUAUCACCCCAGCCGACAUGAAAGAGCCACAAUCACAUCAGCAGGACAGUGAAUGGUGGCAGCAGCAAAAAGGAGAACGAAUUCACCUAUUGAAUCUACUACGAGUAAGACUCCUUUUCGAAAAAGAAAAAAAAGAAAAACCAUGGCGGCAUUUUAGGUUUUGCACUCGAUAUUUCAUUUGCACGUUAAAUCACAGCAGCCAAACAAGAACAAAACGGCACCAUUCACACACCUUUUGUAACGUAAAAGAGCUUAAAAAGGCCGGGAUAUGGUUAAAAGCAAGCAAAACAAGUUGUUUAUCUGACAUCAGUUUCAACCAUAUCUUCUUCGUUGGCAAAUUACGGUUACCGCCGAUUACCUUCGAUGAUUCAACCAUGAACUUAAUAGCUUACGAAAUGUGUCCGGAUUUUUACAACGAUUUCACCGUCACUUCAUAUAUGGAUUUGCUUAAUUCAUUGAUCCAUGAAGCCGAAGAUGUCAAGGAACUGAGAGGCGCUGGCAUACUAUACAAUAGAUUGGGGAGUGAUGAAGAAGUGGUUAAGGUUAUCAAGAAGAUGAACACUGAUGUGGUUCGUAGUCAGAAGACUUACAGUGAGGUUAAACAGCAAAUACAUAAUCAUUGUAAGAAUAUGUGGAUUCAAUAUCCAGCUCAAGCUUAUCAUACUUGUUUUAGGACUCGUUAGAUGUUUUUCGCAUUUGUGGUUGCCAUUGCUGCACUUUUUGUGUCUUCUUUUGAUAAGCUGUAAAAGUAACAUAUUUAAACUCCAUUCUU